Molecule: messenger RNA, 276 nt
Organism: Haemonchus placei
Lineage: Eukaryota; Metazoa; Nematoda; Chromadorea; Rhabditida; Trichostrongylidae
Source: the annotation of a GenBank genome assembly
AUGUUCGAUACACUUCGAACUCAGGCAUCUGAAGACACAACACUGUGGUUGGUGAUGACGACGACACUUCCAAUUCUCAUCAACUUUGGUACAAUGUUCAUUCUCGCUUUCACAAUCUACAAAGUCAAGCAAGUGAAGCAACUUAGCGACACACUAACUUCCAGUACUCAUUGGUUGUCUCGAACGGCAGUAAGAAUAGGAAUAGGACCGUCUGCAAAGAAAGCUCUUGUCGAGUACGCAAAAGGAAAACCAGAAUUUGCCAAGCUUAUGACGUAG